CUCGACCCACUCACACAACUCGGACGAGAUGCAGAUCCUCCCCCGGUCGAACUCUGGGGAACAUAUAAUCUCGUCCGGGACGCGGGAAGUCCAGUUCGCCGACCUCCCCCCACCCUCACGCAGCUCGACGAGUGACACGAUGAUUCCUAUGCACAGCUCGAUCGAAAUCUCGAUGCCACCGACAUUGUUCAUCCGCGGUGCUGGAGGAGACUUCGAGCCCUGUCUGUUGAUGGGUGAGGUUAUCCUCAAUCUGGCGGAAGCGACCAACAUCCGGGAAAUCACGGCCCACCUAUCGGGAAAGGCAAAGAUCCAUUACAACGACAAUGCCUCCACAAGCAGCCGCAGUCAUUCGGACAGCGUAUCCAUCCUCGAGCACGAGUGGUCCUUCCUCCCCGGAGAUCGCCGACACAUGCAUACAAUCAAGGCUGGCCGGCACAUUUUCCCGUUCCAGAUGGAGUUUGAAGGGAAUGCACCGGCCAGCUUGCGUACCAUGGGAGGCAACGCGAGUAUCUCGUACAAGAUACGCGCAAACGCUAUCAGAGGCGCGUUCGCCACCAACUUUACCGAUGUCAAGUCCUUCAACGUGGUAAGAACGUUUACGAACGAGGCACUGGAGUAUACGCAGACGCUCGAGCUGGAGAAUACGUGGCCAGGGAAGGUUAUGUACAGCAUCAUGAUCCCGCAUCGCGCUCACGCCGCCGGAACCGAGGUGCCCGUAUCGGUCAAGUUCACCCCGCUCACCAAGGGUGUGCAAGUCAAGACGAUCACGACGGAGAUCAAAGAGUACGCAACGCUGACGACAAAAUCGGGCCCGGUAUCUUCUACAAGAACGGUCACGACGGCGAAGCAUGAAUUCCAGGGUGGGCACGCAGUGGAUAUCACACCUCGUUCCAUCCUCCCCAGGACGGCGACCGCUCCUAUCCCUCUCCAGGCGGCCGCAGGUCCGAGAACAUCCCGCUCCACUGCAUCCCUCCCGGGCCUAGCACAGCAAGCUCUAGAUGCAGCAGAAGCAGCGGCUUUCCCACCACCUUUCCCUGGACUGUCGAUUCAUCCUGCCCUUCCUGUCACCGAAACGCCACCGAACGGAAUGGUUCUCACUGCCUCCCCCUCCCUAGAGAAUACGCCAAACGGCAUCAAUGGAGCAAACGGAGUGAAUGGGUACAGUGGAGUGAACGGCACGUAUGGACACCAGGAGGAGAACAUGGAUCUGGGUGCCGGAGAUGGGGAGAUCGACACUACCUUCAAAGUGCUGAUACCGGCUUGGGUGACGCCAACGCACUCGAUCAAGCCGGUUCAGAUCUCGCACAAGAUUAAGUGGUGCUGUAUGCUUUCAAACUUAGAUGGACACACUUCUGAACUGCGCUGUGCUCUACCAAUUCACGUUCUCUCAUCCCUUUGUGCGGAAGAGGCCUGGAAUGCAACCAGCAACACCCGCAAUCUCCUCUUUGGAAAUGCGGAGCAGGAGGAGCCAGUGAUCGAGUUGCCCAGCUACCCGGAGCACAUCCGCGACCGGAUAGCGAACGCAGCCCUGGAAUCAACGAUUGUGGCUCCGAUCUCCGCCUCAGCUUAUACAAGCCCCGCAACAUCACCCCGCCUGGGCCCGAUGCCGUUGCCAGAUGUAGGGCACGAGCCGGGUGUACGUUUCACCGAGUCGCAUACGCCGUCUCGCAGUUCAAUUGCGGAAGAGUCGUACUUUCCCACAGGAACCAGCUUUGCGGAUAGCGAGCUGCUCUCGUCUCUAGGAACCGCCUUCAGCGGGUCGUCUGCUUCUUCAUCACACACCGGCUCGCAUGUCCACACACCUGUGGAUUCUCGUAACUCGAGCCGGCCUAAUUCUCGUCCUUCCAGCCGUGUGGGAAGUCGCGCCUCCAGCCCUGAACCACAUGACCGAGGUCCGGGCCCAUCGGAUUCCACCACGACCCUCGGUUCAGACUCGACCACGCGGGGAGGCGGAGGACUAUUCCACCUCCCAAUAUCAAUCAAGCCGCUUACCUCAUUCAACCCCAAGGGAAAGAGCAGGGCAACUACUCCACCCGACGGUAGCGCGCCCGGACCAUCGCCAACGACAACACGGCGGCGGAAUGCAGGGCGGGCCUCUACCUCCCGCGCACCGUCCCCUCCACCUCACCACCACCUCGACCCGCUCUCCCAGGUGCCUCAUUACGAUAUCGCAUCAAGGGGCUUCCUCGGCGGUGGCAUCGUGCCCCUUACCGCUCAAAUUGGACUGCCCAGUUACGAUGAGGCAGAGCGACUUGAACGAUCCAGGAGCGAGAAUUCUCUAACCGACCUCGUCCGCCGGGUGGAGCAUGCAUCGCUCACUAACCGUUUGAAUGCUAUCGCUAACGGAGACUCGGGCGCCGAUCGUCAUCGCCAUCACAGCAACACACUCGGCGCUCUACAGAUGAACGCUCCUCGCGCUCUAUAACCUCUACUGUACAACAUUCUGAAACCCCAGCUCCGCCACAUCUUUCAAUGAUCCAUCUAUCUCCUGUCUCAAACCGAACCUAAUAGAGAGCCCCGUCGGCAAACUGUAUAUCAGCAUACGUAAACUUACUACCCAUCCAUCUUCCUAGAGGGCGUCUUAUCA
Dacryopinax primogenitus is the source of this 2587-nucleotide messenger RNA. RefSeq lists its product as uncharacterized. The record is from RefSeq and is a predicted model, not a curated record. The coding region runs from base 140 to 2425 and encodes 761 amino acids. NCBI's taxonomy places the organism in Eukaryota, Fungi, Basidiomycota, Dacrymycetes, Dacrymycetales, Dacrymycetaceae. The transcript is spliced from 5 exons. Gene Ontology annotation, biological process: ubiquitin-dependent endocytosis. Gene Ontology annotation, cellular component: plasma membrane; cytosol; cytoplasm. Gene Ontology annotation, molecular function: ubiquitin protein ligase binding; protein-macromolecule adaptor activity.